AUGGUUCGGCUGGCAGAAGGACCAGGGUCAGUAGGUCCCAUCGCUGGGAGUGCUUCUCGGCGAGAGGCUACUUCUCGCGUAUCAGCUGUCAAAUUUCCGAAAGCAACGGCUACCUGUGUCUGGUAUGUUAAAUUCCGUACGGGUGGCAGAAAGCUGCGCUGCACUACUGUGUCCGCGGGCGAGUUGGGCUUCUUUGUACGAGUCCUCAACAAAGAAUACAACAAGAACAAGGAGAAGAAGGACAAGCAAAAGGAAGAAAAAGAGGUGGAGGAGGAAGACGAAGAUGAGGAUGAGAGAAAAAAAGAAGAAGGAGGAGAAGAGGAAGAGCAGGAGAAGAAGAAGUCUCCGCAAUCAAGCCCCGGACCCAUAUUUACACAUCCACAACAGCAGUAA
Molecule: messenger RNA, 393 nt
Organism: Bacidia gigantensis
Lineage: Eukaryota; Fungi; Ascomycota; Lecanoromycetes; Lecanorales; Ramalinaceae
Exons: 2
Coding region: 1-393 (130 amino acids)
Source: RefSeq, a predicted model, not a curated record